Lycium barbarum (goji berry) is the source of this 690-nucleotide messenger RNA. RefSeq names its product putative disease resistance protein RGA4. The coding region runs from base 1 to 690 and encodes 229 amino acids. The transcript has a single exon. NCBI's taxonomy places the organism in Eukaryota, Viridiplantae, Streptophyta, Magnoliopsida, Solanales, Solanaceae. The record is from RefSeq and is a predicted model, not a curated record.
AUGCUACCAUCAAAUACUCCUACAUAUGAACUCUACUUCCCUUCCCUAAAACAACUUGAUUUGUGGACAAUAAGUGAGAAGAUAUUGAAGCAAAUUCUUUGCCCACCUCAUCAUCAUUCUCCUCUUCACGAUUUAAAUAAUUUGACUCUAGGUGAUAUUGAGGGCCUAGCAACUAUGCCAGAGGAUGUGUUCAAGAGUCUCGCGUCACUCCAAUCCUUGUCUAUUGAAAACUGCAGAAAUCUCGUCUCUCUAUCCACAUGUCUAACUCAUCUCACUUCCCUUGAGUUUCUAUGUAUAGAGAAUUGCCCUCUACUUGACUUGUCCAUCGAAGAAGCAAUGCGAUUUGAAGUCCCGGGUAAUUUAUCAACUUUCACAGUUUUCGGGCUUGACAAGCUAACAUCGCUUCCACUUUGGCUCCAACAUUUCUCGGGUACUUUGAAAUCAAUAGACAUUUGGGGAUGUCCUAACUUCACGACAAUUCCAGAAUGGAUAGGCGACCUCAUUGCCCUUAAUCGGUUGAAAAUUUACGAUUCCCCUAUGUUGACAUCCUUUCCAGAAGGCAUGCGAUCUCUCGCAGCAUUGCAAAUGCUAAUUGUUAAAAGAUGUUCAUCAGGCCUGAAGCAAAGAUGCCAGAAGGAAGUAGGAGAGGACUGGCCUAAGAUUGCUCACAUCCCAAGAGUUUGCAUAUAA